Charadrius vociferus (killdeer) is the source of this 807-nucleotide messenger RNA. RefSeq names its product cathepsin Z (gene CTSZ). Lineage: Eukaryota; Metazoa; Chordata; Aves; Charadriiformes; Charadriidae. Bases 1 to 639 code for a protein of 212 amino acids. The record is from RefSeq and is a predicted model, not a curated record. The transcript is spliced from 5 exons. Gene Ontology annotation, molecular function: cysteine-type endopeptidase activity. Gene Ontology annotation, cellular component: lysosome.
AUGCCUGUUAUCGGGCUGCCCACCGCCCCAGAUCGAAUUAACAUAAAGAGAAAAGGUGCGUGGCCUUCUGCCUACCUCUCUGUUCAGAACGUGAUUGACUGCGCUGACGCAGGAUCCUGCGAAGGUGGAGACCACUCGGGUGUCUGGAAGUAUGCCCACGACCACGGCAUUCCAGAUGAGACCUGCAACAACUACCAAGCUAAGGAUCAAAAGUGUAAGAAGUUUAACCAGUGCGGAACUUGUGUCACUUUUGGAGAAUGCCAUGUCAUUAAGAACUACACCCUCUGGAAAGUUGCUGACUAUGGGUCUGUCAGCGGAAGAGAAAAAAUGAUGGCCGAAAUCUAUACUAAUGGACCAAUUAGCUGUGGCAUAAUGGCUACUGAGAAGUUGGAUGCUUACACUGGAGGACUCUACACAGAGUACAACCCCUCUCCUGUGGUGAAUCACAUCGUUUCCGUGGCUGGCUGGGGCGUAGAAAACGGAACAGAAUACUGGAUUGUUCGUAACUCGUGGGGUGAACCCUGGGGUGAAAGAGGGUGGCUGAGAAUUGUGACAAGUGCAUAUAAAGGUGGAAGAGGAGCGGAUUACAAUCUUGCUAUUGAAGAAGACUGUGCAUACGGGGAUGUUGUACUUCCUUGAUUCUAUAUUGCACAUCUCUCUGUUUAGGAACUACUUGGUUUGGAAGCUUCCCAGCACAACCUUUUUCUGAGUAAGGAGUAGUAGUCUAAAACUCUUUCACAGUUCAACACCAUCAGGCGGUUCUGCAAAAUGAGCCCAGAUACACAAUAUCUUCAAAGUAAAAUAAAU